AUGACGACACACUUCCUGACCCGCUGCUGUGUGGCUCCGCCCACUGGACACUCCGGUCCAUCCCGUCCAUACCCGGGGUUCUCUCCUUUCAGUCAUCCGCGGCCACAGAAAGCCUUAUACCGGAGCAUCAUGCCUGUGAAGAUCCACAUGAACAGCCCUCACGUGCACUACACAGACUCACACAUAGAGGCGGACUAUGCCUACCAGAGCUCAGCAGUCCACACAGACGGAGACCACAUCACGGUGACUCCACGCAACACCCAGAUGAGGUUCCGGACCGAGAGCCACGUGCCCCGGCUCGGAGUCAUGCUGGUGGGCUGGGGGGGCAACAAUGGCACCACUGUCACUGCUGCUGUACUCGCCAACAAACUGCAGCUCCAGUGGAGGACCAAGACCGGAGUCCAGAAGGCAAACUACUAUGGCUCUCUGCUGCAGUGCUCUACUGUGUGUUUGGGGUCAGGUCCAGAGGGAGACGUCAACAUUCCCUUCUGUGAUAUGUUACCUAUGGUGCACCCCAACGAUAUCGUCUUUGAUGGCUGGGACAUUUCCUCCCUGGACCUGGGCGGGGCGAUGGAGCGAGCCCAGGUGCUGGACUGGGCUUUACAAGAGCAGCUCCGUCCACACAUGAGCCGCAUGAAACCCCGGAAGUCUGUUUAUAUCCCAGACUUCAUCGCAGCCAACCAGCAGAGCCGGGCCGACAAUGUCCUGACUGGAACUAUGGCCGAGCAGAUGGCGCAGAUACGAGCUGACAUGAGGGAGUUCCGGAGCUGCAGCGGUGUGGACAAAGUCAUUGUGCUGUGGACCGCAAACACUGAGCGCUUCUGCGACAUCACUGCAGGGAUUAAUGACACGGCUGACAAUCUGCUGGCUGCUAUUCAGGCUGGAGCAGAGGUCUCCCCCUCUACGCUGUUCGCUGUGGCCAGUGUCCUGGAGGGAUGCGCCUUCAUCAACGGCUCCCCACAGAACACCUUUGUCCCCGGGGCCGUGGAGCUGGCCGUGCAGAGGGGAGUCUUCAUCGCUGGAGAUGACUUUAAAUCAGGACAGACCAAGAUCAAGUCAGUUCUGGUGGACUUCCUGGUCAGCGCUGGCAUCAAGCCCACUUCUAUCGUCAGCUACAAUCACCUGGGCAACAACGACGGCAAGAACCUGUCGGCGCCACAGCAGUUCCGCUCAAAAGAGAUCUCCAAGAGCAACGUGGUGGACGACAUGGUGCAGUCCAACCCAGUCCUGUACCGGCCCGGAGAGAAGCCCGACCACUGUGUGGUGAUAAAGUACGUCCCGUGUGUGGGGGACAGCAAGCGGGCCAUGGACGAGUACACGUCUGAGAUCAUGAUGGGAGGAACCAACACUAUAGCAAUGCACAACACCUGCGAGGACUCGUUACUGGCCAGCCCCAUCAUCCUGGACCUGGUGAUUCUGACGGAGCUGUGCCAGCGUGUGAGUGUGCGUGUGGAGGGAGAGCAGGAGUACCAGUCCUUCCACAGUGUCCUGGCUCUACUCGCACUCCUCUGCAAGGCCCCACUCGUACCAGCAGGGGCGCCGGUGAUCAACGCGUUCUUCCGGCAGCGAGCGUGCAUCGAAAACAUCCUCAGAGCGUGUCUUGGACUGCCACCACAAAACCACAUGUUGCUGGAGCACAAGUUGCAGAGAGGCUUUUUCCCUCAGAAAAAGGAGCAGUUGCAUCAUGUUAACGGGAAUGGAACGUCUCACUGUGUCAACGGAGAGGCACACACCAACGGAUACUGCUAG
Knipowitschia caucasica is the source of this 1749-nucleotide messenger RNA. NCBI's taxonomy places the organism in Eukaryota, Metazoa, Chordata, Actinopteri, Gobiiformes, Gobiidae. The record is from the annotation of a GenBank genome assembly.